Molecule: messenger RNA, 1627 nt
Organism: Saitoella complicata NRRL Y-17804
Lineage: Eukaryota; Fungi; Ascomycota; Saitoellomycetes; Saitoellales; Saitoellaceae
Exons: 2
Coding region: 80-1474 (464 amino acids)
Source: RefSeq, a predicted model, not a curated record
GCGUAGUUCCAUCUCCCCUAUAUAAACCCCCCAAUUUCCCAUACAAUCAAAAAACCAAUCCCUAUACCAAAAACCCACAAUGAUUCUUUCGCUGGUUGCUCCCCUUUUGCUUGCUCCGUUCGCCGCCGCCGCUCCUCAGAUCUUCGCCACCGCGUCUGGUCCCGACUCUUUGGCUCCUACCACUGCCUCGACUGUCUCCCCUCAGCCUUCCCAGACCGCGUCUGACUGUGUCAACUGCGUCACCGUCACCCCUUCCAACUCAUGGGCUACUGAGGCUGCUACCUCCCAGCUCUCUGCUGCUUUGGCUUCUGCUUCCACCUACUCUUCCGCUUGGUGGACCCCUGGAUCUUACGUUCCCGUCCCUACCGGCAGCGCUCUCUACGCUCCUCAGGUCUCUGCUCCAGGACCCAACGCUUGCAACAACUCUGGCGCCGAGUUCCCUGCUCCUCCUCCCCCUCCCGGAGGCUUGAACACCAACUCUACCCCUCCCAUCUACCACCCUUACUCUGAUGUCCACGGCUUCGACUGGCAGUCCAUGAACUUGGCCUUGAACCAGGAGUGGAUCGAAUUGGACCUCUUCCACCACGGUUUGGCCAUGUUCUCCGACGAGGAGUUCGAGGCCGCCGGGUUGAAUGCUGCCGACCGCUACUUGCUCGAGUUCAUGGCUGACCAGGAGGUCGGUCACGCUACCCUCCUCUCCAACAUCCUCGGUCCUCGCGCUGCCAAGCAGUGCGUCUACCGCUACCCCUUCCACACCGUCGAGGAGUUCAUCGACUUCUCUCAGCGUCUCACCAAGUGGGGUGAGUCUGGCGUCUACGGUUUCCUCGAGCACCUCGAGUCCCGCGCUGCCGCUCAGCUCCUCCUCCAGUCCAUCACCACAGAGGCUCGUCAGCAGAUGAUCUUCCGUCAGUUCGAGGGUCUCUUCCCCAUGCCCUUCUACUUUACCACCGGUAUUCCCCAGUCUUGGGCUUGGACUCUUCUCCAGCCUUACAUCGUUGAGUGUCCUCUCGAGAACCCUCACAUCGACUUUGCCAUCCACCCCACCUUGAACGUCUUGAACAACCCCAACGCUACCCUCUUCGGUGGUAACGCUUCCGUCUCCACCAACACCACCGCUUUGUCGUACCCUGGUCGCGAGGUUGUCUUCUCUUGGGAUGCUCCCGGAAAGGUCGCUGGUUACAACCAGUCCCAGGAGUUGUACCACACCACCGGUAACGCUACCUGCCCUCCUCGUUUCGCCGCUUGGGUUUCCCAGUUGAACACUACCUACACCCCUCUCUACGACGUCAACAUGACUUCCUUGACUGCUCGCACCCGCCAGCCCGGUGGUUACGUCUUCCCCAACACCACCGAUGCCAUCGUCAACGGCUCCGUCUUUGUCGUCUUGACUGACUCUGACCCUUACGUCACUCCUCACAACUUGACCAUGAUCGACCCCCACGUCGUUGCUGGUCCUGCCAUGUACGAGGCUUAAGCGUCAAGUCAACGUUAUAGACAAAGUAUGCAAGCGGACGAGCAUACGGCUGGUUUCUGUAUGAGUAUGAGUAUGAGUAUGAGUAAUGAGUGUACUUUGUACUGAUAGCGACGGCCUGUUUUUUCAUGGACUUCUUCGUGUUUGGAUAUUAAU